AAAAAGGCCUAUCGGACUUCACGUUAUGGCUGUAAAAGCAAGGUAGGAAAGUUCAUUGCAAUGCCAAUCUGACACUUAAAUAUUAUUGAUAGACCUUUAUAAAUCAGUAGACGCAAAGCAUCCGGAAGUUGCUGAAAUAGGGCUGAUAAAGAUGGGUGCUGGUAGAUCUAAGAGUGGCUUUCCUAGAACAGAAACUAAAUCCAGGCACGAACAGGCCAUUUCCCUAUUUUCGGCCGAGGAAUUAAGUGAGAUAAAGCUUGUCUUUCAGAGAAUUUGUAGCACGAGUGGAAAUUCCGAAACUGAAAAGACAGCAUUUCAUGAGCAAGAUUUGAAGCGAUAUAUUGCUGGCAGAGUACCAGACAAAAUUACAAGUAAAUUAUUUUCGAUCCUGUGUAAAAAUGGUGAAUCUCAGAGUGUUUCCAGUGAGGACUUUAUAAUCGCAGUAGCAGAUCUGACUAAAGGAAUGGUUGAGCAACAAGUUCAUGUUUUGUACACAUUGGUCGUUGAAGAAGACAGGACCUUCACCCUAAGUUCCUUUAGAGAGGUACUUCAUGUGUUUCUAGGUUGCUAUGAUGCCAUUCUUAGAAGCACACAAGUGAACUGGAAGGCAGCAGAUACUGCAGCAAUAACUGUUUUUGUGGACAUGAUGAUGCAAGAUCUUCAAGAUGGCGACAUUGAAAGUGCAAUUGAUUUAUGCAAUUGGUUGCUGAAUAAACCAUUGAUACAGAAUAUACUAACAGAUAUCAUGCACUAUUGCCUCUUGAUACAACACAGUGCAGUUAAGCCUUGUGUAUUUGUUUUCAUAGGUGGCAGUCAGUGUUUUUUGUUUACAUUGUCACCGUCAAUGGCCAUAUUUGAAAGCUCAAGUAUCAACGAUCAUUACAUGUACUUGAAUAUGGAUCAAGAGACACUGCCCAAUGGUCUUGGUAUGGGAGGUCAGUUUGGCUACUUUGGUUUCUGGCUUGACCAGGAUUUUGGUAAAGGUCACAGCAAAUCUCAUCCUAAAUGUACAACAUAUGAUAGCCCACAGCUGUCAGCUACAGAGCAGUUUACCGUUGAUGUGUUGGAAGUGUGGGCUGUUGGAGAAAUUCCCAAAGUCAAUACGGAAGAAGAUGACGAUCAAAGUGGUAGCAUUUUAGAUAAGAACCCUGAAGCUAAGGCUCUUUUGGAUAUAAUAGGGAAAGAAAGGAAAAGCGAGGGACUAAGAGAGGAUCCAGAAGCAGAUAUUCCAGAGGUCCAUCAACUCCCUCCUCUGUAGACACCAUUCAGUAUCUAACAAUAGAAUACUAUUUUGCUUAAAUCAUGAUAUCACAUAACUCUUCGAUACAUACAAUUCACUAUCUUUCUCUGUUCUGUGAACAUGUAUUCAUUACUGGGGUCCCAAGUUGGAAUAAGCACACUUUCAGGAGAUAUGUUAAACAUGCUGACUGCCAGACCUUUUUUUUUUUAGGUUCGUUACCGUGUGCCAAAACAAGUUUACAUGUACAAACAUACUUUUUUGAAAUUUUAUCUAGUCAUAUAUCAUGAAAAAGGUGUGUCUAAUAAAUUGGGGACAAGUAAACUAGUCGCUGGCACUGGGACAGCACUUUUUAUUGCCUCUGCCAAGUGAAAGUUUUCUCGUCCGCUGUUUUUGCAUGGGUUGGUAUAUGGUCAGAACCACUCAUGCAAUCGAGUGUACUGCAGGUGACAUAACAAAUCAAACAUACAUACAUUAUUUGUACCUUAUCGUCUUAGUGUAUAUUCCCGAACUACCAGCCAUUAAGUCUGUGGUUCAACAAUAUAUAACAAAGAAGUAAUAAACGGUAGAAUGUUACCCCGAUUUUGAUGAGCGUAGUCGUCCCUAGCGUCCUCAGCAACACCCAGUGGAACGAGUAUACUCGUCUCUGGCAGCAAACGUGUUAAAUGAGCUUUUCUUGACACACCUAAUUUUAUUCUUUGCUCUGCAUGGUGAUACUCCCUUAGCAUUGGAUUAGUUAGCAGGAUGUUUUCCUGGCUAGGUUUUCCGAAUUUUUCUAUUUCUGCGCUUCAUUUUGCCAAGCGCCUUGAGCAUUU
Messenger RNA from Anneissia japonica, 2052 nucleotides. RefSeq lists its product as uncharacterized. The transcript is spliced from 8 exons. Bases 152 to 1258 code for a protein of 368 amino acids. Lineage: Eukaryota; Metazoa; Echinodermata; Crinoidea; Comatulida; Comatulidae. The record is from RefSeq and is a predicted model, not a curated record. Gene Ontology annotation, biological process: TOR signaling.